UACCUUCGGGGUGCUGCCCUGCUCCAUCAUCACAGUGCUGAACAAGUGAAGAAAUCAUGAAUCAUCAGUGAAGGCCUAAAGUCGAAGCUAAAAUCUUGCAAAACAGGUUAUUUCUUUGUGUGCCUAGUUUCCUACCGAACACAAUUUGGAAUACCUAGGAUUCGAGUAAGACAUUCAAGUUGUUUGUAUUAACGCUGCAGAACCGGUGGCCUAAUUGGAGUGCUUUGACGUUAGCUAGCUAAACCUACCAAGCUCAGUGAAACUUGUAAACACUUUUGUGAAAGAUGGCUGACAACGGCGUACACCCGACUGAAGAGGACCCAGCUGCAGCUUUCCUGGCUCAACAGGAGAGUGAGAUAGCCGGGAUCGAGAACGACGGCGAGGGGUUUGGGUCUCUCGAAGCAGCGGAGGACGAGCAGCCGCCUCAGCCGGAGCCGGAGCCCGAGCCGGCGGCCAACUAUGACGGUUUCGAGGACGAGCCUGCCACAGUGAAUGGGGACAUGUUUGAGGAGUCCAAUGGCCCGACUGACAGCUAUGCAGCCAUUGCCCAGGUGGAUAUUCAGAGGCAAGAGCCAGAGAGUUUACGCAAGUGGAGGGAGGAGCAGAAGACACGCCUUGAAGCACUAGACUUGGCUUCCAAGACAGCAGAGGCAGAGUGGAAAGAGAAAGCUAAAAAGGAGCUGGAGGACUGGCAUGUACACCAGAGUGAGCAGAUGGAGAAGAACAAGGCCAACAACAGGAUUGCUGACAAGGCUUUCUACAAACAGCCUAACUCUGAUGUGAUAGGCUUUGUAGCAUCCGAGGACGCGUUCCUGGCAGAGACCGACGGUGAGAGCCCAGGAUCAGAAUGGGAGAGAGUGGCCCGGCUCUGUGACUUCAAUCCCAAAACCAACAAAACGGCAAAGGACGUCUCUCGAAUGCGUUCUGUUCUCAUCUCUCUCAAACAGACACCUCUAGUCCGUUAGAGGAGCUGGUGGAGAGAAUGUUGUUCUAGAAAAAUUUGCCUUUUCAGUUUUAACAUCACGUUUCAUCAGAAGAGUUUGUAUGCCCUUUUCCAUAAAAUUCCUGGUAUGUUUAUAGGCUUUGAAAACGUCACUCCUACUUUUUUGAUGCCUACUAAUUAUAUUGAGAUAAUAUACUCAACCCCACUCUCUUGAGAAGAUGAAGGACUGCUCUAUUGUUACGACAUGCUUUCGCUGUUAGUUUUAUCACUGCUAUACUUAAGAAAGUAUUGUUAUUGUAAGUUAAAUAUUUGUAUUCCCCUAUAACUUAUAAACUAUUAUUAGGUCAGUUUUCUUGCAUGCCUUUGCAAAUAUUUUGGAUGCACACAUUUAAAUUGUAUACGUUUGCAUUUUGGUCAAUGACAAUUACUUAUUAAGCACUAUUGCGUGUUAGAUUGUGACCGCUUAUGCCUCUCAUCAACGUUGACACAAAGUCUGAUCACGUGGUUGUACGAUAUCCCUGAUUACAAUAUUUAACGUAGCUAGCAUAUGGUUAUCUUUCAAUUUCACAAGCGUGUGGCCUUUUUGAUGUAGCUCUUGCUCCAGUUUGAAUAUUCAGCCAGAUGGAUUUCCUCUUGAUUCGGCAUGAUUUCAGAGAAACAAGAAAUUCACAACCAAAGAUUUCUCAUCUAAAUUUUCAAAGUUAAUUUGAUCAACAAUUUGUGCGAUUUUUAAUUUCUCUGAUUUUCUCAGCAGAAGUUUUACGCUCCAUUUCUGUGUUACACCAAGAUGUUUUAGAUUUUUUAACAGUAAUCAAUGUGUCAAUUUGAACUGUAAAGUCAGCACGUUGUUUCACAUGUUGCCUAUUUGGACAUAAUUAAUACUGAAACAAGUGAAUGUCAAAAGGGAACUGGAAAAUAAAAACAGUGGAGUAUGA
Messenger RNA from Notothenia coriiceps (black rockcod), 1878 nucleotides. It is a transcript of the gene cltb, whose product is annotated as clathrin, light chain B. Gene Ontology annotation, cellular component: plasma membrane; clathrin coat of trans-Golgi network vesicle; postsynaptic endocytic zone cytoplasmic component. The coding region runs from base 285 to 965 and encodes 226 amino acids. Gene Ontology annotation, biological process: clathrin-dependent endocytosis; intracellular protein transport. Gene Ontology annotation, molecular function: structural molecule activity; clathrin heavy chain binding. The transcript has 6 exons. Lineage: Eukaryota; Metazoa; Chordata; Actinopteri; Perciformes; Nototheniidae. The record is from RefSeq and is a predicted model, not a curated record.